AUGCAGAGGCGAAACGAGGUUUUAGAAAAGAGUUUGUCAGAAAGCCAAAAGGAAAAGGGCGAGUUAGAGGAUAGGGUGACUGAGUUGGAAAGAUCUCUUCGUCAGUAUCAAAAUCGAAAUUCCGCAAUAGAGUUGAAAGCAAACUUGAGCAAGAUUAAGGAAAUGAAGCAAAGAAUCGAAGAGCUAGAAACGGCAUUACAAAAUUGUGAAAUCCGAAUCAAGCACUUGGAAGCAAAUGAAAAUCGUAAUAAGGAACAGCUACAUUACUUUCAGAACCAAGUUAGGAGCACAGAUCAUAUUAUGGAGGAAGCUGUGGUCCAGAUCCAAGAAGUAGCUGAUCACGUACACACUUUGGCAGUACAAGCAGACAUGCUGAGUGUGAAGUAUGAAUUAGAAUCAGAUCGGGGGCAAGAGUUAGCUGUGUUACUUAGGAGGAUUAGAAUGCUGAGUAAUAGGACAAAACUUUAUUUGUAA
Gossypium raimondii (Peruvian cotton) is the source of this 474-nucleotide messenger RNA. RefSeq lists its product as uncharacterized. The record is from RefSeq and is a predicted model, not a curated record. Lineage: Eukaryota; Viridiplantae; Streptophyta; Magnoliopsida; Malvales; Malvaceae. The coding region runs from base 1 to 474 and encodes 157 amino acids. The transcript has a single exon.